Messenger RNA from Musca vetustissima, 2843 nucleotides. RefSeq names its product dystrophin-like. Gene Ontology annotation, molecular function: protein binding; zinc ion binding. Gene Ontology annotation, cellular component: plasma membrane. Lineage: Eukaryota; Metazoa; Arthropoda; Insecta; Diptera; Muscidae. The record is from RefSeq and is a predicted model, not a curated record. The transcript is spliced from 14 exons. The coding region runs from base 105 to 2801 and encodes 898 amino acids. Gene Ontology annotation, biological process: synaptic signaling.
AGGAUUUACAAUCGGAAAUUGAAACACAUCGUGUGGUUUAUGAUCGUCUCGAUGGUACUGGACGUAAAUUGUUGGGUUCACUUACCUCACAAGAAGAUGCGGUUAUGCUCCAACGGCGUCUGGAUGAAAUGAAUCAACGUUGGAAUAAUUUGAAAUCGAAAAGUAUUGCCAUAAGAAACCGCCUCGAAAACAAUUCAGAACACUGGAAUGCUUUGCUGUUGACCCUACGCGAACUUACCGAAUGGGUCAUACGCAAGGACACUGAAUUGUCCACCUUGGGCAUGGGUCCUGUACGUGGUGAUGCUGCCAGCCUACAAAAACAAUUGGACGAUCAUAAAGCUUUUCGCCGUCAAUUGGAGGAUAAACGUCCAAUUGUCGAAAGUACUUUGCUGAGUGGCCGUCAAUAUAUUGCCAGUGAACCACCUGUAUCGGAUACCAGUGAUACUGAAGCAGCCCAUGAUACGGAUUCUCGUUAUUUAACUGCCGAAGAACAAAGCCGUGAACUGACACGCAGCAUUCGACGUGAAGUUGCUAAACUCUCAGAACAAUGGAAUAAUCUCAUUGAUAAAUCUGACAAUUGGAAACAUCGUUUAGAUGAAUAUAUGACGAAAAUGCGUCAAUUCCAAAAAGUCUUGGAAGACUUAAGUUCCCGCAUUGCUUCCGCAGAGGCGACCAAAAAUGCCUGGGUUGUCCCAGCCACCAGUGCCGAGGCCAGCGAACAAUUGCAACAUUUACAACGAUUACGUGAUAAGAUGACCACAGCGGGUGCUCUACUCGAUGACUGCAAUGAACAGCAAUCAUUCUUUACAGCUAAUCAGGUGCUGGUGCCAGCUAAUUGCCUCUCGAAAUUGGAAGAUUUGAAUACCAGAAUGAAAUUGCUGCACAUUGCCAUGGAUGAACGUCAAAAGGUUCUCCUGAAUGCUGGUGGCAAUCAAAAUAUCGAAAAUGGCGAAGAUGGUCGAUUGACAUCGAACAGUGGCACAAUUGGACCAAUACCAAAUCUGGGACAGAGUGUUAAUCCACCAUGGGAGAGAGCUACCACAGCUUCCAAUGUGCCUUAUUACAUAGACCACGAACGUGAAACCACCCACUGGGAUCAUCCCGAUAUGAUUGAGCUGAUGAAGAGUUUAGCUGAUCUUAACGAAAUCCGCUUCUCAGCCUAUCGUACUGCCAUGAAAUUGCGUUCGGUACAAAAAUCUCUAGCCUUGGAUCGUAUACCAAUGGCCACAGCCAUCGAAUCAUUCGAUCGUCAUGGCUUGAGGGCACAAAAUGAUAAAUUAAUCGAUAUACCCGAUAUGACAACUGUGCUGCAUUCGUUGUACGUCACAUUGGAUAAAAUCGAUUUAACGAAACUGUUGGAUUUAGCCAUAAAUUGGAUAUUGAAUGUUUAUGAUUCUCAGCGUACCGGGCAGAUAAGAGUGCUGAGUUUUAAGGUGGGCUUGGUCCUUUUGUGUCGUGGCCAUUUGGAGGAGAAAUAUCGUUAUCUAUUCCGUUUAAUUGCCGAUCCCGAACGUAAAAUAGAUCAACGCAAAUUGGGUUUGCUGUUGCAUGAUUGUAUUCAGGUACCUCGCCAAUUAGGUGAAGUAGCUGCUUUUGGCGGUUCAAACAUUGAACCAUCAGUACGUUCCUGCUUAGAGAGAGCUGGUAUUUCUCAAGAAGCAAUUGAUUCCAAUCAAGAACUUUCGAUUGAAUUACAUCACUUCCUGGCUUGGUUACAGCACGAACCACAAAGUUUAGUUUGGCUACCGGUAUUGCAUCGUUUGGCAGCUGCCGAAAGUGCUAAACAUCAGGCCAAAUGUAACAUAUGCAAAGAGUAUCCAAUUGUUGGCUUCCGUUAUCGUUGCCUUAAGUGCUUCAAUUUUGACAUGUGCCAAAAGUGUUUCUUCUUUGGACGUAAUGCCAAAAAUCAUAAACUAAGUCAUCCCAUGCAUGAAUACUGUACAACGACCACAUCGACAGAAGAUGUUCGAGAUUUCACUCGAGCCCUGAAGAACAAAUUCAAGUCACGCAAAUAUUUCAAGAAACAUCCUAGGGUAGGCUACUUGCCCGUUCAAAGUGUAUUGGAGGGCGAUGCCUUGGAAAGUCCAGCACCCAGUCCACAACACACCACCCACACGCUACAAAAUGAUAUGCACUCAAGACUGGAAAUGUAUGCCACUCGUUUGGCCCAAGUGGAAUAUGGUGGUGGUACUGGUUCCAAUUCCACCCCAGAUAGUGAUGAUGAACAUCAGCUAAUUGCUCAAUAUUGUAUGGCACUGCCAACAAAUAAUGGUGCUGCUCCCAAAUCUCCAGUGCAAGUUAUGGCCGCCAUGGAUGCUGAACAGAGAGAAGAAUUGGAGGCGAUUAUACGCGACCUCGAGGAGGAGAAUUCCAAUUUACAGGCUGAAUAUCAACAGCUGAUGACCAAACAACAGAGUACCACACCUGAUGAUGGCACCGGUAUGCAACAUUCCAACUCCUCGGUGGGUGGUCUAGCGGCAAGUGGCAACAACCAAGGAGAACAUGGACAGGACAUGAUGGCCGAAGCCAAAUUAUUGCGUCAACACAAAGGUCGCCUGGAGGCCCGCAUGCAAAUUCUCGAAGAUCACAAUCGCCAAUUGGAGGCCCAGCUGCAACGUCUACGCCAAUUGUUGGAUGAACCAAAUAAUGGUGGCAACGCCAGCACUCCCGGCUCUGCAUUGAAUUCCAAACCGAAUACCCUGCAAACACGUUCGGUAACCGCUUCACAAUUGAACACCGACUCACCGGCCAAGAUGAAUCAACAAAAUGGCCAUUAUGACCAGAACACAAAACAUAAUUAAAUUUCCAUAUAAGAGGAAAUUUAUUAUAACGAUGAUAAAAAU